Messenger RNA from Prorocentrum cordatum, 849 nucleotides. The record is from the annotation of a GenBank genome assembly. NCBI's taxonomy places the organism in Eukaryota, Dinophyceae, Prorocentrales, Prorocentraceae.
AGGCAGUCUAGGAACGCGCCAAGAGGCCCCCAAGAGGCCCACAAGAGGCUUCCGUAGCCAUUUUGGCUCAAGUCAUUUCGGCUCAAGAUUAGCCGCGAGAAGGGCGAGCGCAUUCCCAAUCCACAGCUUCUGGUCAGGGCCACACUUCGCCACCAGUUGUUCUGCACGCGAUGACGUCCACCGAUGAGCUCAAGGAGCUGAAGCAGAACAUGUCGCCGUGCGUCGCCUGCUGCUGCUACGAGCUGUCCUGCACUGCCAGCCAGGCGAUGAAUCCGCCGCUCAUGGGCACCUUCAAAGUCUGCUGCUGCGCGGGAUCUAUCGCGCUCGAGUGCUGCUGCAUCAGUUGCGAGCCAGACCCCUGCUGGUCCGAGGAGCGCGGCAUCUGCGAAGUUGCCAGCAAGCUCCUCUGCUGCUACACGGAGGUGCAACUCCCACCCGGCAAGGACAUCGGCUGCGGCUGCUGCGGCGUUGCGUUCUGUCGCUCGAGCGACGACGCACCUCCGGCCGAGGAGUGAGGGGCACCCGUUCGGGGCGCGUGUCACGCGCACACAUCAGUUUAUACGAAUUAGGCAUCUUCAGUGUUUCGCCGGCAAGUGCAAACAUGCGGCGCAGUGUACAAUAUGUUGCCAUUGUUGUGGGGAUGACGGGCUCUGCUGAACACUGUCUGCAGCAAAGAUGCUUGUCUGUGAGAGAACAACAGGAAGCUUUUGUGACUACCCUCGGCGUUUUCCCCGGUUGGCGCCGAGAGGAGUCCGAGUGACGAGCUUCUUUGCGAUUGCCGUGGUCAAGUAUCUUCGGGCUCCGCUGAACACGGUCUGCGGCAAAGGCGCCCGCGUGCGAUUGAGAAAA